AUUGCCUUCAAAGUCGCACCUUGUAGUUUAAGAAUACAGUAAAACCUUUACUGGUAUUAGAGUUGGUUGGUGGACAUAAAAAAUCACCAUGACUAAAGUUACAUUGGUCCUUCUGGUUAUAGGACUGAUUGUCGUAGUCUCUAUACUUCAAGCUGAUGCCCAGAAGAAGACUACAAAGGUUGAAAAAUCAGGAUGGCAAUCGACUGGUGACGGACGAAGAAGGAGACGAGUGAAAAAAACCACCACAACAACAUCAAGUGGUAGAAGGUCUGGCGGUAGAAGGUCCGGUGGUGGAAGUAGACAGUCAACUAAGACGACUAAGUCAGAAUGGCAGUCUACUGGUGAUGGUCGAAGGAGGCGACGAGUUAAAAAAGUUACAACCACAAGAAAUUCUGGUAGCUCCAGAUCUGGUGGUCGGCGUAAGGGUAGAAAAGGCCGAAAGGGUCGAAAAGGCAGAAAGGGCCGAAAGGGCCGAAAGGGUCGAAAAGGUCGAAAGGGUCGAAAAGGUCGAAAGGCUAGGAAAGGCAGAAAAGGUAGAAAUGCAGGACGAUCUGGAAGACGAUCCUCCAGAAACAGUUCUGUUGAGUAUGAAUACGAAUGGGAAACUUCAGGUCGAAAAUCAGGAGGAAGAAAGGGAAGGAAAGGUCUAAAGGGACGAAAAGGAAGAAAGGCAAGGAAAGGUCGAAAAGGCAGAAAGGGCAGAAAAGGCAGAAAAGGCAGAAAAGGCAGAAAGGCUCGAAAAGGCCGAAAGGGACGAAAAGGAAGGAGGGCAAGGAAAGGUCGAAAGGGACGAAAAGGCAGAAAGGGAAGGAAAGGCAGAAAAGGCCGAAAGGGUCGAAAAGCCAGGAAAGGCAGAAAAGGCAGAAAAGCAGGGAGAUCUGGAAGACAAUCUUCCAGAAGCAGUUCUGUUGAGUAUGAAUACGAAUGGGAAACUUCAGGUCGAAGAUCAGGAGGAAGAAAGGGAAGGAAAGGUCGAAAAGGACGAAAAGGAAGGAAGGCAAGGAAAGGUCGAAAAGGCAGAAAGGGUAGAAAAGGCAGAAAAGCUAGAAAAGGCAGAAAGGGGAGAAAGGCAAGGAAAUCUGGAGGACGAUCUUCAAGAAGCAGUUCUGUUGAGUAUGAAUAUGAAUGGGAAUAUGCAGGUGGUAGAUCAAGAGGCAGAAAGGCUCGAAAAGGCCGAAAGGGACGAAAAGGUCGAAAAGGCAGAAAGGCUCGAAAAGGACGAAAAGGCAGAAAGGGACGAAAAGGUCGAAAAGGCAGAAAGGCUCGAAAAGGACGAAAAGGCAGAAAGGGACGAAAAGGUCGAAAAGGCAGAAAGGCGCGAAAAGGACGAAAAGGCAGAAAGGGAAGGAAAGGAAGAAAGGCAAGGAAAGGCAGAAAAGGACGAAAAGGCAGAAAGGCAAGGAAAGGCAGAAAGGCAAGGAAAGGAAGGAAAGGCAGGAAAGGUCGAAAGGGAAGAAAAGGUCGAAAAGGCAGAAAAGUUUCUAGAAAAAAUCGAAAUUCCGGAGCCCGCCGAAGUGGAAGAAAUUCAAAUCGAUCUACAACAGUUGAAUAUGAGUGGGAAUAUGUAGAUGAUUCUGGUAGAAGAAGGAGAAACCGAAAAGGCAGAAAGGGUCGAAAAGGCAGGAAGGCUCGAAAAGGAAGAAAGGGUCGAAAAGGCAGGAAGGCUCGAAAAGGAAGAAAGGGUCGAAAAGGCAGAAAGGCCCGAAAAGGCAGAAAGGGUCGAAAAGGCAGAAAAGGCAGAAAAGGCAGAAAAGGCAGAAAGGGUCGAAAGGGUCGCAAAGGCAGAAAGGGCCGAAAGGUUUCCAGGAAAAAUCGAAGAUCUGGAGCCAGCCGACGUAAUGGAAGAAACUCAAGAACAACUGAAAGGGAAGAAAAGGUAGAAAAGAACGAAAAGCAAGAAAAGGGCGAAAAGGACGAAAACCUAGAAAGGGAAGAAAAGGCAGGAAAGGACGAAAACCUAGAAGGGGAAGAAAAGGCAGUAAAGGACGAAAACCUACAAGGGGAAGAAAAGGACGAAAAGGCAGAAAAGGACGAAAACCUAGAAAGGGAAGAAAAGGCAGAAAGGGCAGAAAAGGACGAAAACCUAGAAGGGGAAGAAAAGGCAGAAAAGGACGAAAGCCAAGAAGGGGAAGAAAAGGAAGAAAGGGAAGAAAGGGAAGAAAAGGCAGAAAAGGACGAAAGCCUAGAAGGGGAAGAAAGGGCAGAAAAGGACGAAAGCCUAGAAGAGGAAGAAAAGGCAGAAAAGGCAGAAAAGGACGCAAACCUAGAAAUGGAAGAAAAGGCAGAAAAGGACGUAAGGGCAGAAAAGGACGAAAACCUAGAAGGGGAAGAAAAGGAAGAAAGGGAAGAAAAGGCAGAAAAGGACGAAAGCCUAGAAGGGGAAGAAAGGGCAGAAAAGGACGAAAACCUAGAAGGGGAAGAAAAGGCAGAAAAGGAAGAAAAGGACGAAAGCCAAGAAAGGGAAGAAAAGGACGAAAACCUAGAAAGGGAAGAAAAGGCAGAAAAGGUCGAAAAGGCAGAAAGGGCAGAAAAGGCAGAAAAGGACGAAAACCCAGAAGAGGAAGAAAAGGCAGAAAAGGACGAAAGCCAAGAAGGGGAAGAAAAGGAAGAAAAGGCAGAAAAGGACGAAAACCUAGAAGGGGAAGAAAAAGCAGAAAAGGCCGAAAACCUAGAAAGGGAAGACAAGGCAGAAAGGGCAGAAAAGGACGAAAGCCAAGAAGGGGAAGAAAAGGAAGAAAACCUAGAAGAGGAAGAAAACCUAGAAAGGGGAGAAAAGGCAGAAAAGGACGAAAACCUAGAAAGGGAAGAAAAGGACGAAAAGGCAGAAAAGGACGAAAGCCUAGAAGGGGAAGAAAAGGCAGGAAAGGACGAAAACCUAGAAGGGGCAGAAAAGGCAGGAAAGGACGAAAAUCUAGAAAGGGAAGAAAAGGCAGGAAAGGACGAAAACCUAGGAGAGGAAGAAAAGGCAGAAGAGGACGAAAGCCUAGACGGGGAAGAAAAGGAAGAAAACCUAGAAGGGGAAGAAAAGGCAGAAAAGGACGAAAACCUAGAAAGGGGAGAAAAGGAAGAAAAGGACGAAAACCUAGAAGGGGAAGAAAAGGCAGAAAAGGACGAAAACCUAGAAGGGGAAGAAAAGGAAGAAAACCUAGAAGGGGAAGAAAAGGCAGAAAAGGACGAAAACCUAGAAAGGGAAGAAAAGGCAGAAAAGGACGAAAACCUAGAAGGGGAAGAAAAGGAAGAAAAGGACGAAAACCUAGAAGGGGAAGAAAAGGCAGAAAAGGACGAAAACCUAGAAAAGGAAGAAAAGGCAGAAAAGGACGAAUACCUAGAAAGGGAAGAAAAGGACGAAAACCUAGAAGGGGCAGAAAAAGCAGAAAAGGACGAAAGCCUAGAAGGGGAAGAAAGGGCCGGAAAGGACGAAAACCUAGAAAAGGCAGAAAAGGAGAAAACGAAAACCUAG
Molecule: messenger RNA, 3460 nt
Organism: Lottia gigantea (owl limpet)
Lineage: Eukaryota; Metazoa; Mollusca; Gastropoda; Lottiidae
Exons: 11
Coding region: 89-3460 (1123 amino acids)
Source: RefSeq, a predicted model, not a curated record